Messenger RNA from Monopterus albus (swamp eel), 11510 nucleotides. RefSeq lists its product as uncharacterized. The transcript has 44 exons. The coding region runs from base 83 to 10417 and encodes 3444 amino acids. The record is from RefSeq and is a predicted model, not a curated record. Gene Ontology annotation, molecular function: zinc ion binding; protein binding. NCBI's taxonomy places the organism in Eukaryota, Metazoa, Chordata, Actinopteri, Synbranchiformes, Synbranchidae.
CUUGAAAAGGAAGAUGGCUACCACGGUGUUUACUCUCAUUGUAGCAGUAUUUUCUCUUUUGGGACAUUGAAGCUAAGCUGUCAUGGAAAACCAGAGAGGGCAGCUGACUCAUGAGCAAGAUGCUCUGGACCACAUAGUCGCUUGUAGAGACAAACCCUUCCUGGAAGAAAGGUUUAUAGACUACUUCAAAGGGAGAGGAGUGUUCACCAACAAAACUAUUGAGCCAUCCACAUUUGUUGUUGAAUAUCGUGGGAACAUUCUAUGUCACAAAAACACAAGAUCCCAGAAGAAAUGUGGUGAUAGGCUGAGAGGUUUCUUGUUUGAGUUUUCAUGGAUAGGAGCAAAAUGGUUCAUUGAUGCUUCAGAAGAGGAUGGGACCCUUGGAAGGCUCGUGAAUGAUGAUCACACAAGUCCUAACUGUGAAAUGAGGAAAAUUGUUUAUGGGGGGAAGCCACACUUGUGCCUGUUUUCAGUGAAAGAAAUAUCUCCAGGCGAGGAGAUAACAUACAACUAUGGCAACUCCUCUUACCCAUGGCGCUCAAAGGGCUUGGCAGCUUCCAGCUGUGAAGAAUCCUGCUCUGAUCAUGAAGAUGAGCUGCCUGACAGCAGUGCAAGUCAUAUCAAUGACAGCCAUGCCAGCAUCAGCAGUCAGCCGGAUAUCAGAGACGGUUCACAUUUUACGAAGUCGGAUUCUACUCGAGAGACUAACAUGUUUAUGCUGCCACAAGACGAUGCUUCAUGCACCGAGCAGGAGGACGAAGCUGCUUCAAAAUCUGAUGAGCAUAGCUCGGAUGAUGAUUACAUACCCAGUGGGGAUAUACGAGAUCCCGAAACCCCAUCUUUCACCAGGAAAAAUUAUUGUUAUGUUUGCGGGAAAGGUAUGAGUAAAAUUGCUCGUCAUCUUCUAAGGCAUGCUGAUGAAGAGCCUGAUAUUGCUGAAGCCUUUGCAUUACCCAAAAAGUCAAAGGAGCGAAAAAAGUUACUUAACAUUUUGCGAAACAGGGGAAAUUACAAACAUAAUCAGGAGGUGAUCAAGAGUAACAGUGGGCAGUUAAAACUGAGAAGACGACCAAAAGAUGUGACACAAGGUGCUAAGACUUUUGUGCACUGCCUACAUUGUAAAGGCUUGUUUAAACGUAAAGAGUUAUGGAGGCAUGUAGCCAGAUGUGGUUCUAAAAUUAUGUCAAACUGUGCAGCACAGGAAGGCAGAAAAAGAGUCUUAAAUGAAAUUGCUCUUGCAGAGUCAUCACUCUCCCAGAAGUUUCCCUCUGGCGUGUGGAAGAUACUUUCAGCCAUGAACCAAGACAAGAUUGCAUUAGUAGUUCAAAAGGAUAACCUUCUAAUACAGCUGACACAGUAUCUGACAGAGAAGCAUGUAAACAAACAGGGACGUAAUCAUGAUUACAUCAGACAGAAGCUGAGGGAAAUGGGAAGACUCCUGUUAGCACUGCAUGAAAGGUCAAUAUUUAGCUUUGAAGAUGCUAUCAAACCCACAAACUUCUGCAAAGUUGCUGAGGCUGUCAAAGACCUCGCUGGUUUUGAUGAAAAAAGUCAGAUCUAUAACAAACCAAACCUUGCUCUGAAAUUAGGACAGUCACUCAAAAGGAUCUGCAGCAUUGUCAGUGCUGGACCUGAUGUCAGUGAGCAGAAGGUGAGGGACAUGAGGACAUUCGUGACACUGUGUACAAAAGAAUGGAGCGAACUUGUCACCUGUUCAGCCUAUGAUUUGUUGAGUGGACGACAAGUAAACAAUCCGUCUACGAUUCCGUUCACACGGGACGUGCAGGCUUUCUACAAAUGCCUAGAAACAACAUCAGCAACUGCCAUUGGAACCUUGAAGAAGUAUGAAAGCCCGCAGGUCUACAAUGCACUUUGCAGGGUGACACUUGCACAGGUGUCAGUCUUAAGCAAGGGUGCACCUGAGGUUUCAAAAAUGACACUGAAGUCAUUCCAGGAGAGGGACAACACAGCCAAAGUGCUGUCCAAGCACUUCAUUAGAAUAAAUAUCCAGAACAGGACUGGCCACAGUGUUGCUGUUUUAUUGACGUCUGAACUUGUCCAUGCAAUAUCACUGCUCGUGAGCAAGAGAGCGGCAUGUGGCGUACACAAAGACAAUCCUUUCUUGUUUGCAAAGCCUGACUCUUCUGCUUCAAGUCUCUACCAUGGAGGGAACUGCAUCAGGGAUUUUUCAAAUUUGUGUCAUGCAAAAAACCCAGAGCAUCUUAGGUCAGUGCAUCUCCACAAGCACAUUGCAAGAAUCUUCCAGAUUCUCAAUUUGGAGAACGACGAGCUCGAUCACCUUGCUAAACUGCUGAGCCUUGACAUCCGGGCUGACAGGGAAUAUUACCGGUCACCAGAAGCAGCUGUGGAACUUGCAAAAAUUGCAAAGCUACUUCUGGCAAUGGAAAAGGGCUUUCUUGAAAGAUUCAAAGGGAACUCCCUGGAUGAAAUUGAGAUCGAGGAUAAACUGGAGCCUGAUGUGGAGCAGGGCAACUCUAAACACAGUAAUGAUGAGGAGAGUGAUGAAGAAUCAAAUCCUUUCUUCCAGCAGAGCAAUGAUGUAGAGCAACAAGGCAGGCAGCCCACUCCUGAACAAGAUGCCCUGGAGCAUGUAAAGGCUCGUAGAGACAAGCCUUUCCUGGUGGAAAGGUUCAUUGACCCCUUCAAAGGGAGAGGUGUGUUUACCCAUGAAUCCAUUGAACCUUCUUCCUUCGUUGUUGAAUAUCGAGGGAAGAUUUUUGCUAACAAAGAAACUGACAAAAACAAGUGUGAAGAUAGACUGAACAAUUAUUUGUUUAACUUUUCAUGGAAUGGAACAAACUGGUGCAUCGAUGCCUCGGCAGAGGAUGGGAGCCUCGGAAGAUUUGUGAAUGAUGAUCACCUAAGUCCCAACUGUGAAAUGAAGAAAGUUGUUUGUGAAGGGAAGCCACACUUGUGCCUUUUUGCACUGAGGAAAAUAUCUGCAGGCAAGGAGAUAACAUACAACUACGGCAACUCCUCUUACCCAUGGCGUGCAACAACAUCUUCAUAUUUACAUGACUCCAGUGAGGGACCAAAUACAUCACAAGCUGAUGGAAAUGCAGCUGCAGCUUCUCCUGGGGAUGAAACGGGUGAGGACUCAGAGGGAGCCUUCAGUUCUGCAGAAUCCUACUCUGAUGACGACUAUGUCCCUGAUGAUGAACCAAGUGAUGAUGACAGUGUUGCCAGCAACGACAAUGAGGGAUGUCACAAUGGCGAGAACAGUCCAGAUUUCGCGGAUUCUUCACGAUUGGAGCAACAGUCCAGUAGUGACUCAUCCAUCCAGCAGGAGGACAAAGCUGAUUACAACUCUGAUGGAGAGGCUAAAGACCCUUCCUCCAUCCACAGAAAUUAUUGUUAUGUUUGUGGGAAAGCUCAGUCUAAAAUUUCUCGCCACCUUUUCACCCACAGAAAAGAAGUGCCCACUAUCGCUGAAGUGUUUGCAUUACCCAUGAACUCCAGGCAACGCAAAAGGCAACUGGAGAAGUUACGGAAAAAAGGAAAUUACAAAUAUAAUCAGAAGGUUUUGAAGACUAGUCAUGGGAAACCGAAGGUGAAAAGACACCCAAAAAUAGCCACCAUCGCUAAAACAGUUGCAACAUGUCUGUACUGUAAAGCCACGUUUGUCUGUAAGGAUAUAUGGCAACAUAUGCAAGGAUGUUCGUCAAAAAAGCUCUCUAAACCUGCAACACGUGGCAGGAAUAAAAUCUUAACUCUGGUUGCUGCAACAGUGACAGAAGACCCCCGACAAAUCUCAUCAGGUGUGAGAACGAUAUUAAAAAACCUAAAGAAAGAUGAGAUUGCAUCUGUAGUUUGGAGUGAUUCUUAUAUACUGCAGCUGGCACAGUGUUUGGGUCACGGAAAUGAAAAGAAAAGAAAGUCACAUGAGUACAUCAAACAAAGGCUGAGGGAAAUGGGAAGACUCCUGUUAACAUUAAGGAAAAAGUCAAUAUGUAGCUUUGAAGAUGCUAUGAAACCCAAAAACUUCAGCAAAGUUGUUGAAGCUGUCAGAGAGCUUGCUGGUUUCAAUGAAGAGAUGAAGACCUGUGACAGACCAAGUCUUCAGCUGAAACUGGGAAAUUCCCUGAAGAAAAUUGGAGACAUUAAAUACGCCAGAGCUUUGAAAGAAGAUGCUGACAAAGAGAUUAUACGUGAAGCAGAGACAUUUAUGAGACUGUGUGCAGACGAAUGGAGCACAGCAAAAUUAGAAUUAAACAACCCAUCAACCAUAGCGUUCACACAGGAUGUGCAGUUCUUCUACCAGUACAUGGACAAAACAGCAGCGUCUGCAGUGCAAAGUCUGGCCAUGUAUGAAAGCCCACCAGUUUAUACUGCACUUCUCAGAGUGACGCUUGCACAAGUGUCAGUCUUAAAUAAAAAUGUGGUAGAAGUUUCAAAAGUGACACUCCAGUCUUUUAAGGAAAGGGACGAGACUGAGAUCCAUAAAGACAGUGCUGAUUCCCAGUCACAGUUUGAGCAACUUCUGUGCAAGCGCUUUGUGAAGCUCAAACUUAGAAGCACAAGUGGCAAAACAGUGGAUGUUACGCUGACCACAGAACUGCUCAGCGCAAUAACACUGCUUGUGAACAAGAGAGAAACUUGUGGUGUACUCAGAUGUAAUCCCUUCUUAUUUGCAAGGCCGGUCAACAUACCUACAAGCUUCUACCAGGGACAAACGUGUAUCAGCAUUUUUGCAGCACGUUGUGGUGCAAAAAACCAGACGAACCUCAGGUCUCUGUUUUUUCGUAAGCAUGUGACAAGAAUUUCCCAGAUUCUCAGCCUCACAAAUGAUGAACUUGAUCAGCUAGCCAAGCUGCUGGGCCGUGACAUCCGGACCGACAGGGAGUAUUAUCAGACGCCAGAGGCAGUGGAGGACAUUGCAAAAAUCUCAGAACUACUUUCGGCAAUGGAGAAUGGCUCUCUUGAAAGAUUUGAAGGAAAAUCUCUUGAGGAAAUUGAGAUUGCAGACAAACUGCAGCCAUAUGUGGAGCAGGAUGAUGCUGACAACAGUGAUGCUGAGGAGAAUGCAGAAGAGGAAAGUUCUCCUCAACUGAGUGGCUUCUUUUCAUCCACUAAAAAAGGAGUUCCUUCCUUGAGGAACCGUGGCCGAGUCAGGAAGAGGCAGGAGAGUGAAAAUGAGGAGUCAGAGCUGAAUAAUGAGCAAAAUGAGGUGAACACAGAGAAUGAUGACCAGACAGAGGAAAUGCCUGUGAGCUGUGCUGUCAGCACACCAGAGGAAACGCCAUCUAAUAGCAAAGAGGAUGUAACAAACAUAUGGUUUAGUGAUGAUGAUGAUGAUGAUGAGCACGUGAAUGUGGACUUUGGCAUAGACACGGAUGAAGACAGUGUCAGAAAUGAGGAGAACGAUGGAGACGGUGUCACAGACAGCUCAAUCCCCAUGCUAACAGACGCCAAAGAAACCACAAACCAGGACAAGGACACCAGUGACAGUAAGAAACCUGAGAAACACACCACUGACGCAAACCUUGAAGAGACCGUGGAUGUUUAUACAAAGAAUCAUGUGGAGAAAAAAGACAAAGCGAAAGGAGAGGAACAAAGUGACUGGAUGGAUAGUAGCUCCUAUGCCAUCUUAAAUACAGAGAAGAACAAAUUAUCAGCUGCAGUGGCAGGGAUGAAAGAAGUGAAGAUAUUAAUCCCAAAAUUGGACAUUGAGAAGAUACAGGCUCCAGUCCACAUUUCCCAGUUUCCCAGUUGGUCGGUGAAAGACCAGCCCAUCCAGGACGACAACCACCAGUGUGAAACAUCCUCUCCACCCACAGACAUCAAGAACAAGCGCAGUGAUGAAAUGGCCAUCCACAUGACAUGCACACACUGCACAAAGGGCAUGAUGAAGGGACAAACUGCUUACCAGAAGAAGGGAUUCACAGACGUCUUCUGCUCCAAAAACUGCCUGUUUCAAAAGUUCCCCAUCAACAAACCAACCACCAAGAACUGCCAUUACUGUCUCAAAGCGAUCACGCAGCCUCUGGACCUCAUCAUGGCUGCAGUGGACAUUAAAGGAACUAUGAAAGACUUCUGCAGUCCAACCUGCCUGUGCUCUUUCAAGUCCAAUGCUGUGUCCACCCAGACACCACAGUCACUCUGCAGCAUGUGCAAGAAAUCCUGCACUACCACGUGUGAGUUGACUCUGAACGAUGCUGUCCACAAGUUUUGCAGUGACUCCUGCUUGGAAGAUUUUUGCAGGGACAUGGCCAUCUGUGAACACUGCAGCUCCCGCUGCCACAAUAAAUCACUCAAGCUGAAGCUGGAGGAGGACACCAAAACCAUCUGCAGUGAGAAUUGUCUGAAAGAAUUCAAAGAGAAAUUCUUGACACCCCACAUGUGCACCAUGUGCCACGCGUCUCAACCGAUGUCAGACAUGAUUGACUACAAAAGCAGCGAGGACACGGUGGAGCUGUUUUGCAGUCGCACCUGUGUGACAUCAUACAAGCUACGGCCUGCAGUUAUAUACAAGCUUAAAGGAAAGAAAACCCCACUUCGGUUGAAAAACAGAAAAAAGGGAAAGCAAUCAAAACAAAAAUCAAAUACUGAGGAUGUAAAAGUCAGUUCAGACUCCAGCUUAAGCGAAAAUGACGCCUCUUCAGCUGCUGUAUCGGGCAACGUACCAACACUCAUCAUUGCAGACUCAUGUAUUGUCUGUUCUAACUGUGGAACAAAGCUGCCGAGAGGACAGACACUUUACCAGUCGAAGAGUUCACCGGAGGUUUUUUGCUCUGCCUCCUGCCUCUCUGAAAGGCAGCCCGACAUCCAAUUAGUCCCCAAAAAGUGCUAUAACUGCUUUCAGGUGAUAAUGCGACCUCACAACAUCAUCCUUGCACCAGUGGAUGAUUCAGGGAUUAUGAAGGAGUUGUGCAGUGACUCCUGCCUCUCCUCUGUCAAAUCCAAGAGGAACAUGGCUGCCCCAAAACCACCACCGCAAUUAGGACCUCGUACGGAAUGCAAGAUGUGCGCCAGAUUUUGUUAUUGCAAAUUCAAGCUGUCCCUGAAUGGUGUGCUCCAUAGACUUUGCAACGACACCUGCUUUAUCAAAUACCACAGAGACAACAACUUGCCUGUGAAUAUUUGUGACAUCUGUGGCUCCGUCUGCCUCGACAAACCACUCGUGGUGCAGUUGGAGGAUGGCAGUAAAGACAUCUGCAGUGAACAGUGCCUGGUCAAGGCCAAAGAGAAAGUCAAGACGCCUCAGCUGUGCCCCAUGUGCCAGACAUCUCACUGGAUGUCAGACAUGGUUGAAAACAAAAACAAAGAGGGCAGGUUGACCUUCUUCUGUAGCAACAGAUGUAUGAUGGUAUACGGUUCUCAGUCUUUAAUUGUGUCAGAGAGUAGCAGCCCUUCAUCUGAAGAGAAGGACUUUAAAGAGGUGAAGCCAUCACUUACAAAUCUGAUAAAAGAAGAGCCUGUUGAUGAGGAGUACAAUCCACCACCCUCCAUGUCCUCAGAGGGCAUCAAGGACGAGCCAAAUGGGACGAAGAGCAAACAUGAAAUCAUACAGGAUGGCGUUGUCCACAAGAUCUGCAGUGACCCCUGUUUUCUCCGGUUCUGCACCUUGAACAAACUUUCUCUCUGUGAGAAGUGUCACUCCCACUGCAACACCUUGCUCAUUCUCAAGAUGGAACAUGGCAGUAAAAAACUAUGUAGUGCAGAGUGUCUGGCCCAACUCAAACAGAAAAUCCAAACACCACAGCCGUGUGCCAUGUGUCGCACCUCCACUCGGAUAUUAGACAUGGUUGAAAACCACAACAGUGAAAACGAAGUGGAGCUCUUCUGCACCAGCAGUUGUGUGAUGGCAUCAAGGAUCCAGGCCAUCAGUGCAUCAGGUACUCCACUGAAUUGUGAUAACUGUGGAAAGACUACAGUUCCAGCCUGCCACCUCGCUAUGUCCAAUGGAUCAGUCAGAAACUUCUGCACUCUUACCUGUGCUAUGGCUUUUAAGGACAGUCAGAAAGACAUGACUGCUGCCACUAACCUGACAGGAGCCUCCGACCACCCCCAGUGUGAUUUUACCAAACAACCAGAGAAGCUGCCAUGCGCCCAGUGUCGGCGCAUUAUAAAAGCUACACCCAAAGUCAUCCAGAAAGAGGGCAAAAUGAAUUUUGUGUGUAGCCUGGCCUGUUCUCAAGAAUUUAAAAGGGUCAACAACAUCAUGGGUGUGUGUGAAUAUUGCAAGAAUGAAAGAAUCAUCAGAGAUGCUAAAAGAAUUGAUGGCAAAGACUGCUACUUCUGCUGUGACGGCUGCAAGAUGAUCUUUUGUCAUGAGCUGGAGAAGACGUGGGGGAAACACUGUAGCUUGUGUGCUUACUGCCACUCCAUUUCCAAAACGGUGGUGACAGCAAAGUAUGAAGGCACUGAUGAGGAGUUCUGCUCUGAAGACUGCAGCUCAAAGUUCAAAAUGCUCUUCUGCUGUGUUGCCAAGUGUGACACUUGUGGCCAUAAAGGGAAACUGAGACAGAGUCUUACCAUGCUGGGAGAGGUCAAAUACUUCUGUGACCUGAAAUGUCUCCUACACUUCUGCAAUAAAAAGGUCCAGAUGGUCAACACAGAUUGUCCACCUCCUGGAUUUUCAGGCACAGUGCCAUCCUCCCUUGUCAUCGCUAACGUUAUUUCACUUGCUAGCGCUCUCACUAGGCAGCCCAGUGAAUCUUCCCUUACUGCAAAACAAGGCUCAGUUCUUGAGAUUCAGCCAAAGGUCGUAGGACACCUUCGGUUUUCUUUUUUUCUGUUGCGUGAAGACGACUAUGUACCCAAGGUCACAGUCCUGCCGGUGCCAGUCUACGUUCCUCUGCCUAUGAACAUGUAUAGCCAGUACACCCCACAGCCCCUGGGCCUGCCCUUACCACUGCCUGUGCCGAUAUUCCUCCCUGUUAUGUUGAACAACCCUGAGCCAACAAUAAAAGACAUGACAGAGAGGAUGCAGCCCAAAGCCUCUGAGGGGGAACUCAAAGUCUCGUCUGAAAUGGAGACCAAACAGGAUGACAAGAAUGGGACAGAAGACAGACAGACGGAGAAAGAGGUGACAACAGAAGGAGAAACACAAGAAACUCAGGCCUUUAUGGACCACAACAGCAGCUGCAAUCUUGGUAAAAAUAACUUGGAUAGUUCCAACAGCGGGCACUCCUCCGCCUCCUUCCCUGACACCAGCCUCAGGUCACCCAGUUCACCCCACACCCAUGAGAAACUGGCUCCAGUUUCAGACGUGCCCAGCAACCUUCAACCUGAACUCCCACCUCCGGCUUCUCCGGCUCCGCACUUGAGAAAGAACCCCCAGAGCUCACCGAGCCCUGCCCCUGCUCCCCCACUAUUACAGGAAACUCUGGGGAAAGUCCACAAAAUGCAUAAGGAAUGCAAGCUGCAGCAGCUGACUGAGGCAGAGGGGACAUCUCAGAGGGACUUUUCUAAGGUCAUGUCUAGGAAGCACCACAAACCGAAGAGUCGCUGUGGAAUUGAUGCCUGGGAGAGAUGGAUUCAGUGGAGGGAAUCGCAAACUGGCCUGGACCCUGUGUCUGUCGAGUUAAAGAAGGAUAUUCUUUGCUGCUCCGUGGCUGAACUGAGCAAUGGCCUCUGUCACUUCAUCCAUGAGGUGAAACGACCCGAUGGAGCGCGGUGCUCCCCCGACAGCCUGUUCUGCCUCUGCCUCAGCAUCCAGCAGUACCUGUUUGAAAACGGUCGUAUGGAGAACAUAUUCAGUGAUCUGAUGUACAGCAAGUUCUCUGCAGAGUUCACCAAGAUCCUGAAACAGUUCAAACCCUCGGUCUCAGCCGAUGGUUACAUCCAUUCCCGUGUGCAGGAGGGGUUCCUGUGGGGCUGUAAACAGCUGGGGGCGUACUCCCCCAUCGUCCUCCUCAACACGCUGCUCUUCUUCUUCUGCAAAUACUUUGGCUUCACCACGGUGGAGCAGCACCGCCAGCUGUCCUUCACUCGCAUCACAUGUUGCACCAAAACCAACCCGAACAAAACCAAGACCACUGUCCUGCAAUUCUACCCGCCCAUAUCAACAGACGAGACAGAGCCAGAUACAGACGGAGUUCCACCUAAAAAACGUAAGAAGAAUGAGAAUAAAGAGAAUUUCCUGGAGAUAAUGGAGAACCCAAAGAACUUUCUCCGCUGCCCGAUCAGACUCUAUGAGUUCUACCUCUCCAAGUGCCCCGAGUCUGUGAGGCAACACGGAGACUUGUUCUACCUCCACCCAGAUCAGCACUGUGUUCCCAGCAGCCCUCUGUGGUUCUCCUCCACCCCUCUGGAUGACAGCACCAUGGAGGCCAUGCUCAUACGAACGCUCACUGUCCGAGAGCUGCACCAGGGUGUUAGUAGAGGUACGGCCCAACAGACGACAGAUGGCCCACCAUUUGUGAAUGAUGAUGAGGAGGAUUCAGAGGAAUGAAGGCAGCUUUUUUGUUUUCUUCAAAAUACUGUGUUUAAACGUGGAUAUCAUGGAGUUGUUUGGCAUUUUUUCAUUCUUUGACAGUUAAUCACACACAGGUGCAGACAGGAAAAAUGCAGAGAGAGGGGAACGACAUGCAACAAAGGUCUGGGACAGGACAAACGGGGGCAUUUAGCAGCUAAAGAGCCACAUAUUUCCCUCAUGAGUUGGUGGAGCGAGUGAACAGUGGACUUGCGUUUAUCAUGUGACCAGAAACAGGACUCCUGUGUAGCUGCUAAAGUUGAUGUGUAAACUGUUUGCUAUUAAGCUCGACAUAUUAACCUAAUUUGUUAAAGUUAUGUUCACAAUAUGUUUCAGUUGCCUCUAAGUGACCAAAAACAGUUAGUUAGGGCUAAUUUACCUUUUUAUUAAACUAAAAACAAAACUGACCUCAGCUCUGUUCACUGCAGCGACCUUGUGGAAGAAGUCAACAGUUACAGGCCAUUUUACUUCAGCACCCAGUAUAAUACAAAAAAAUGUCCAGUGUUAUAAACAUUCAGUGCUGUGCUGUGUGACCUGUAGCAGAUCUGAGCGUCUGUGGCAGGACUCCACACUUCUGGUAGCUCGUUGACUCAUCACUCAGACACAGGACGGUUUCCUCAGACAAACAAAAACAACAGUGGUAUCACUGCUGAAUAUUUCCAACAGGUUGCUAUGCUCUAAAUAUUUGAUCCCCAAUGACGAUUUGUUCCACAACAUUGUUGACAAUAAAGUUAUGGAGCUAGAUUUCCUCUUCUUUUUUUUUUUGGUGUCACUGGUUGUUACCAGUCUUUAUUUUUGUAAAACUGUAAAACUGGGAUCACACCUGCGGUUCUUAGAGGAGGUUCCAGGGGGUCGCUCUCCUAUAGAUGUUACCUAUCUCUGCACUAGAGUGGUCUAAGAGUAGAUUUAAGACUGGUCGAACGCCACAGACCAGCUCCUGAUUGAGUUCAGCUCUAAAAAAGAAAAAGGCUGAGGUAAGAAAUACGUUUACAUAAACUGAUGAUUUAUGGUGUUAAUCAAGUCUUGGGUAUUGUUUUGUUUUCUUUGAGUCACUGCUAAAUGCUUAUUUUUA